GGCCCACAAUCCAGCGCGCGAGCGGAAUUAACAUGGCGCGUGCGCUCGGCGUUUUGAGCAGGGCCGAAGAAAACAACAACAACAUCAGCGCAGGGAUACAUGGCGUUUAACGCGACGCCGAUCCGUCACUGCUCCGUGUGAUCGUUCUCAGCAUGUGCUGCUGAUCUACCACACGUUAGUGAAUCCAGAAACCUUCAACACAGAGCCCUUUGGGCUUUUCUUCAGUCUCAUCCGGAGAGAAGUUGAGUGGCAUGGAGGACCCCAAAAGCCCCGUGAAGGUGGUCAAACCUUCCCGCUCGAGCGGGGGCAAGGCGUUGUCCUCCAAACCCCAGUGGGAGAGCAACAAAAAAAGCCCGGGCCGAAGCAAGGACGCUGUCCCCAGGGUGAAAGAGGAGAUCCAGGGCGGUCCCAGUGCUGGCAGGACACGUACCAGCAGCCCCCAGGAGCUGGGGAAGGGCAAAGCCCGCCGGCUGACGGGCAGAACUAACUCUGGCGAGAGGGGGAAAGGGAAGCCCCAGCCCAGUGAGGGCCGUCAGCAAAGCCAGGAGAACAAAACUCCAGUCCGACACAGUGGACCGGUCAAGGAUGGAGGAGCAGCACCGCUGGAGAUCCCAACACCCGACAACACCAUCCUCACCACCACCGCUAAAGACAGCAUAACUGGUGUGGAGGCGGGCAGACAGAGAGGCGAGGUCACAGCCGAGGUCGUGGAGAUUGGAAACCUGACCUCUGACCAGCAGCUGGGACUCAAACAGGCGGAGGAGAGACUGCAGAGGGACUACAUCCACCGGCUGCUCAAGCCGUCGCCUGAGUACCCCAAUUUCCAGUAUCUAUGCAAACUGUGUUCAGUCCACGUGGAGAACAUCCAGGGUGCUCACAAGCACAUUAAAGAGAAACGUCACAAGAAGAACAUCAUGGAGAAGCAGGAGGAGAAUGAGCUGCGAGCACUGCCGGCUCCCUCUCCGGCCCAGUUGAGGGCGUUAGACUCGGUCGUGCUGGAGGUGGCAGAGACGCACGGCAUCUCGGAGGAAGACUUCGCGCUAAGGCAAGCCGUGGUGCUCCAGAUGGAGGGGAAUAUACGCAAACAACUCACAGCGUGUUCUCUCCGUCUGUAUGGCUCAUGUCUCACCCGCUUCGCCUUCAAAACGAGUGACGUCAACAUCGACGUCUCUUAUCCCUCUACUAUGACUCAGCCUGAUGUGCUGAUCCAGGUGCUGGAGAUCCUCAAGAACAGCGUGGAGUUCGCUGAGGUGGAGUCAGAUUUUCACGCCAAAGUCCCUGUUGUUUUCUGCAGAGAUGUGGCCAGUGGGUUAAUGUGCAAAGUGAGCGCAGGAAAUGAUGUCGCGUGCCUCACCACCAAUCACCUUGCAGCUCUGGCCAGACUGGAGCCGAGGCUCGUGCCUCUGGUUCUGGCCUUCCGUCACUGGGCCAAUCUGUGUCACAUCGACUGUCAGGCAGAGGGAGGAAUCCCGUCCUACUCGCUGUCUCUGAUGGUCAUAUUCUUCCUGCAACAGAGAGCCAAGCCCAUCCUGCCUGUUUAUCUAGGACACUGGAUCAAGGGCUUCGACGUGAAGCGUGUGGAUGAGUUUCACCUGACGGGGAUGGAGUCGGACUCGUUCGUGGGUUGGGAGCACAGACCCGCUCCUGCAGGCGAGGGCCGCGGGGACGGCAGAGCCAAACCCGAACCUAAAACCCAGACUGAGAAGAAAGAGAAGAAGGGUGAAUAUGCUAAGGGCAAGACUCGUCUGACGCUGAAGCAGCCGGUGAGCGCGUCUCUGGGUCAGCUAUGGCUCGAGCUCCUGCGCUUUUACACGCUGGAGUUUGCGCUGGAGGAGCACAUCAUCAGCAUCCGUCUGAAAGAGCUGCUGCCGCGGGAGCUCAAGAACUGGCCUCGCCGCAGACUCGCCGUCGAGGACCCGUUUGCGUUGAAGAGGAACGUGGCUCGCAGUCUGAACAGUCAGAUGGUGUUCGAGUACAUCCAGGAGCGUUUCCGCACGGCCUACAAGUAUUUCGCCUGUCCUCAGAGCAGGAACGGAGCGAACGCCAGCCGCGGCUUACUGAGGAAGAAACCCAGACGCUCUCGCACGGCCCGAUCCCGGAGCCUGGACCGAAAGAAGAGCGGCGAGGAGGACGCAGACAGCAGUGAUGAUGAGGACGAGAGGGAUAUGGAGGAAGAGGAGAGUCUGAGAGCGGGGUUCACUGAGCUCCUGCUGAGCGACGCUGGGAUGGACAGCAGAUCUGAGUCUGUUUCCCAGGAACCCUCUGCAGCGGAGUCUCCUUCUGCCCUGAACGGCCUGCUGAUGGACAGCGAGGAGGAUGAGGAGGAGGAUAAAGAUCAAGAGAUGGAGAAACAGCACAGUAUUGCUCCAGAAGACAUGCACUACAUCUUUGACAGGAUGAUCUUCACUGGAGGAAAGCCGCCAACAGUCGUGUGCAGCAUCUGCAAGCGAGACGGCCACCUUAAAGACGACUGUCCUGAAGACUUCAAGAAGGUUGAGCUGAAACCCCUGCCGCCCAUGACCGAGCACUUCAGAGAGAUCCUGGACGGACUCUGCAUGCUGUGCUACCGUGAGCUGUCACCGUCUCUUAUCGAGCAGCAGAAGAGGGAGCAGAUUCUGGGCAGUCUGGAGCGCUUCAUCAGAAAAGAGUAUAACGAUAAGGCCCAGCUCUGUCUGUUUGGUUCUUCUAAGAACGGCUUUGGCUUUCGUGACAGUGACCUGGACAUCUGUAUGACACUCGAGGGUCACGACACCGCUGAGAAGCUGAACUGUAAGGAGAUCAUUGAGGGUUUAGCCAAGGUGCUGAAGAAGCACACAGGUUUAAGGAAUAUUUUGCCUAUCACAACUGCUAAAGUGCCUAUAGUGAAGUUUGAACACAGGCAGAGCGGACUGGAGGGAGACAUCAGCCUCUACAACACACUGGCCCAACACAACACCCGGAUGCUGGCCACAUAUGCUGCUAUAGACCCUCGUGUGCAGUAUCUGGGCUACACUAUGAAAGUAUUUGCCAAGCGCUGUGACAUUGGCGACGCCUCCAGAGGAAGUCUCUCCUCCUAUGCUUACAUCCUCAUGGUGCUGUAUUUCCUACAACAGAGACAACCACCAGUCAUCCCUGUGUUACAAGAGAUAUUCGAUGGGAACACUGUUCCUCAGAGGAUGGUGGAUGGCUGGAACGCUUUCUUCUUCAAUGAUCUUAAUGAGCUGCGGCGUCUGCCAGAGCUACAUCAGAAGGAGACAGUUGGCGAGCUGUGGCUCGGCCUGCUGCGCUUCUACACAGAAGAGUUUGAUUUUAAAGAGUACGUCAUCUCCAUCCGCCAGCGCAAACGCCGCACCACCUUUGAGAAACAGGGGUCCAAAUGCAUUGCAAUCGAAGAUCCCUUUGACUUGAAUCACAAUCUUGGGGCUGGUGUUUCUCGCAAAAUGACUAACUUCAUCAUGAAGGCCUUCAUCAAUGGCAGGAAGCUGUUUGGCACCCCGUUUUACCCUCAUCCAGGAACAGAGGCCGAUUACUUCUUUGACUCGAAGGUGCUGACGGACGGAGAACUGGCUCCUAAUGACCGCUGCUGUCGGAUCUGCGGGAAGAUCGGCCACUAUAUGAAGGACUGCCCAAAGAGGCGCAGAAUGAAGAAAAAGGAGAACGAGCGUGAGGAGGAGGUCAGGGAGGAGGACAGGGAGCCCAGAGAAAGACGCUGCUUUCAGUGUGGUGAUAUGGGUCAUGUGAGGAGAGACUGUCCCGAUUACAAACACCUCCGUCAGAGAGCAGUGCCGGGACCAGUCCCUCACAUGGUCCGGGCCAUGGCGAGCUCUCAGUCCAUCCCCAUCCCUCAAGGUGCUUCAGUCCAGGAUCGGGUCGGACGGACCAGGCAGCCCUCUGAAUGUUCUGAUACGCGUCAGACUCCUCCGUACUCCCCUCAGCAGUCUCCCUACAGCCAGGCGUCCGUCUCUCCGCAGAACAGCAAGCCUUCCUCAGCAUCCUCUACCUCCAAACCCUCCCAUCCACAGCCGCAGGUUCCCCAGGUCCAGCUCCCCAUCUUCAGCUUCCCCCAUUCCCACCCGGGCCAGUAUCACACCGGGCUCUCGGCGCUGGGCCUCCUGCCUGCCCACCCCCAGCAGCCACCCCUCACCUCAGCCUCCUGGCCCAUCCACGGCCCUCUCAUCCAGGGCUCCGGGGUCUCCAAUGCCUCCAGCCACCCGUCCUCUCCGGGCCUGAAGUUCGCCGUGCGGAGUGGCGGAGGCGGGAAUGGAGGCGGGCCAGCAGUGAGCCCCGCCCACAUGAACCUGAACGACCCCAGCAUCAUCUUUGCUCAGCCGUCGACUGGACGGGUGGCUGGUGGAGUGGGUGGCGGACCCGCCAGAGAAAGGGGGCACCCCUGGCACAAUCACCAUCUCAAUCCGGGGCCACUGGUGGGGAACGGCACAGUAAACAAGACAGAUCCUAAUUUCCCGUCUCAGUUUGGCGGUGUGAGUCAGGGCUCUCGGUCCUGGGAUCACAGCAGUGCUGCUCCGUAUUCGCUGUCUCCAUCCUUCAUGCCCUACCGUCUGCCACCCUACCUCCAGCAGCCCAACAAACCCUUCAUCUCACAAGGUUCUGUGGUGGCAAAUCAACAUUACCCGCUGAUUCAACACAGUCGGCAUGGCAAUCUCAACUACAUUCAACAGAAGAAAUGAAGAAAGACACUUCACUUUGUAAACCAAUGCCCAAGGUCCUUAUAGAAAAAAAGACUAACUUUGCAUCAUUUGGAAAUUUUUUAAAUGAAUUUUAUCAUUUUUGUACAGUUUUUAUGUUUUAUUUUCCUUUUAUUUCUGUGUGUAUCAUCACAUUGAUUUGUGAUACAAAAUGUCAAAUAUUUUAAUACCCCUAUUUUUGGAGGGGUCCGAAAAAGUGUUUUUAUUUUAUGUGUAAAAUAAGGAUUUAAAAUGUAUUCACUUUAUUUUUAUUGGCUGUAUUCCUAUUUUGCUUGCAUAAGGACAAAGGCUUUAGAUAGGAAAAUCAAACAUAACAACCCAAUAAGACAAUUAUGUAGUGCCAAAAACUAUAGCAAACCAAGAAAACACACAAAAAAAGAGCAGAAAAAAUAAAGAAAAGACCAAAAAAAUAAAGAAAAAGCAAACCAA
Messenger RNA from Cyprinus carpio (common carp), 5114 nucleotides. Its product is annotated as terminal uridylyltransferase 4-like. Lineage: Eukaryota; Metazoa; Chordata; Actinopteri; Cypriniformes; Cyprinidae. The record is from RefSeq and is a predicted model, not a curated record. The coding region runs from base 252 to 4667 and encodes 1471 amino acids. The transcript has 30 exons. Gene Ontology annotation, molecular function: RNA uridylyltransferase activity; nucleic acid binding; zinc ion binding.